Messenger RNA from [Candida] anglica, 459 nucleotides. The record is from the annotation of a GenBank genome assembly. Lineage: Eukaryota; Fungi; Ascomycota; Pichiomycetes; Serinales; Debaryomycetaceae.
AUGGUCAAGUUAACCCAAAUCGACGACGAAACCGCCAACACUUUCGAACAGCCAUCCCAGGCCACCCAAGAAAAGAAACAAGAAGAAAUCUACAGUGAAUCUGAUGAAUCUGAUUCUGAUUCUGAAAUAGAUGAUGACGACUUUGACUAUGAAAAUGAAACUUUGUAUGACAGAGUUGUUGCCUUAAAAGAUAUCAUUCCACCACAACAAAGAACUCAAAUUGCCUCUGUAGUUGACACUGCCAAGUCCUUGCUUUCUAUUGGUGCCAACAAGUCUGGUAACUUAUUGUGGACUUUGACCUCUUCUGCCUUAUUGUUGGGUGUCCCAUUAUCUUUAGCUAUUUUAGCUGAAACUCAGUUGCAAGAAAUGGAAAAGGAAAUGCAAUUGCAACAAUCUGCUCAGGAUGUUUUAGCUCCAGGUUCUGAAAAUGCUUUCCAAAAGGAAUUACCAAAGGCUUAG